GCUUUUGCUCCACCAUCUCCGCUGCACCACCACCCACGCAACUCAUGCAACCUCAUCACGGACCCGGAAAUCGAGAAUAAAGAAACAUGUCAACCCGCUCGUUUUCGCUUCUAGGGGGAUUAAAAUCGGCGCAUCGUCGCGUACGCACCAUCCUCCUUUUUGCUUUUGCUUCCCACCGAUUACCAUCACCUGUAGCGCUUCGUGGAGGAUGAUUUGGGCAGCGAAGUCCAAACAAGAUCUGCGACAGGCUUCGCGUGGUGCCGCGUUCACGCUCCCCAUCGAUGCCGAUAGUCGACAUGCACCACCCCCGACAACGCGGCCGCACAAUGCGCAACUGCACGCACGAGCAUACAGAACCUACGCCGUGCGUAACCCCAGCUUAAUCCCCAACUCCCGUCAAUCGCUCCAUGCUCAAAACAAGGCGGGCGAAUCGGAAGCAAGCACCCGACCCCAACACCUCCCACCGUCAACCCUCCACCACCACAAACACGCGCACAAGAAGCAGCACAAGCACAUACACCAGCAGCGCCAUCCAUCACCCGUAGCUCGUACCUACUUCCCUCAAUCCAAUGUCAUACACUCCAGCACCACCAACGGGGUUACACAUGCACAUGCACAAUUGCAUCUCGUUCCCAUAGGGCUGAAAGGACCUAAUGACUCGCAUAAGUGGCGCAAUCGAUCGGGUCCCCGCCGGUUCGCGGGAUGGCGUGGGAUGGUUUGCAUGUCGGCAAGGGUGUGUGGACAUCUUGGCUCCGAGACUGCAGUACCAGGCGGCCCCUUUGUGGCUUACUAAGGGUAUCUGGGAGGGCUGCGGGCGCCGAUUGGUUUGGUAGUAUUGGGAAUGCGGAAUGGUUGGGAUUGUUGGAAUUCUUGGAGUUGGCGGAUUGGGGUGUAUGAUAUGGGAAGAGAUGGGAAGCGUUGAGAUUGCGAAUGUUAGGGAGGAGGAAGCGAGAGGGAGGAAGGCGAUGGAUGAGUGGGGAUGUAGAAAAGGAGAGGAAGCAAACCCUUAAUGCAGGAAUUCGAUGUGGACGAGCUCGGUUUGCCCUAAGGAACUUGUAAUACAGAUGCGAAGAUUUCUGUUUGUAUUCCGGUGCUUUGAUGCAACAGUGCUGUAACCACAUCACAUCACUCCCUCAGAUAUCGCCGAUGCGAAACAUGCG
Messenger RNA from Westerdykella ornata, 1160 nucleotides. RefSeq lists its product as uncharacterized. The transcript has a single exon. NCBI's taxonomy places the organism in Eukaryota, Fungi, Ascomycota, Dothideomycetes, Pleosporales, Sporormiaceae. The record is from RefSeq and is a predicted model, not a curated record. The coding region runs from base 209 to 793 and encodes 194 amino acids.